Molecule: messenger RNA, 294 nt
Organism: Suillus subalutaceus
Lineage: Eukaryota; Fungi; Basidiomycota; Agaricomycetes; Boletales; Suillaceae
Product: ALG3 protein-domain-containing protein
Exons: 3
Coding region: 1-294 (97 amino acids)
Cellular component (GO): endoplasmic reticulum
Molecular function (GO): dol-P-Man:Man(5)GlcNAc(2)-PP-Dol alpha-1,3-mannosyltransferase activity
Source: RefSeq, a predicted model, not a curated record
AUGGUCCACAUUGACCUUUACCUGAAGGGAGAGCGCAACUAUGUCAAUAUCACAGGUCCCACAGGUCCUUUAGUAUAUCCAGCUGGACAUGUUCAUAUUCAUCGCCUUCUUCAUCUAAUCACAAACGGUGGUCGUAAUGUUGCGCAAGCCCAACAGAUUUACGGCGGCCUAUACGUAUUAUCCAUCGCCCUCCAAAAGGCUGCAUUCUAUCUUCGUUCUCCGCCUAUUCAACGACUGCUGGUCAUUAAUCUUCGUGCAAGCAGCGAUUCUCGCAUUCCAGAGCGCUUGGGAUGA